Molecule: messenger RNA, 2195 nt
Organism: Biomphalaria glabrata
Lineage: Eukaryota; Metazoa; Mollusca; Gastropoda; Planorbidae
Product: maltase A1-like
Exons: 10
Coding region: 128-2038 (636 amino acids)
Biological process (GO): amino acid transport; carbohydrate metabolic process
Source: RefSeq, a predicted model, not a curated record
ACAGAAUAAAGUAAGAGGAUAAUACAUUUUCCUUGCAAACCUAUUGCAUCAGAAUAUAGAGGUCUAGAGACGAGUCUAUGAGACCAAUGUCCAGGGCGUAAUUGUGACAAAAUUAGAUCAAACUAAAAUGACUGAGCCAGGAGAAGUGUUAAAAUCUGAGGAAAAAUCUCCACUAAACGAUGAUUCUACCAGAGUAGACAUAGAUGCUGACGAAUCCAGUGCUCAUCUUAUUAAAAAUGGCGGUGCAGGCGAUAUUCCCGACGUCGACGAAUACAAAACAACAGUUGUUGGAGAUAGAACUCCUGCAUCUUCUGAUGGUGAAGUGUCUUUUACUGGCUUAGGAAAAGAUGAAGUUCUAAGGUAUGCCAAUGAUCCAUUUUGGGUUAGACUGCGAUGGAUCUUGUUCAUCUUAUUUUGGGUUGGAUGGAUCGCUAUGCUUGUGACGGCCAUAACAAUUAUUGUAGUGGCGCCUCGCUGCCCACCAAGACCCGACCAGAAAUGGUACAACACUGAAACUGUUUACAAAGUUUUGGCCAAGUCAUUUAAAGAUUCAAAUGGUGAUGGUGUAGGUGACCACCCAGGAAUGUUAGAAAAGUUGAACUACAUAACUGACACACUUGGUGCUAAAGCAAUUUGGAUAAGUUCUAUCUUUAAAAGUGAUAAUGAUGGAGAAAAUGGUAUUAUUGACCAUAAAGAGCUCAGUGAAAAAAUGAAUGUUAAUAAAGCUGAUUUCAUUAAUUGGAUAAAGAAAAUGAGAAAAGAAGGCAAGAAGAUUAUUUUGGAUCUUAUUCCUAAUCAUUCAAGUAAGAAACAUGAGUGGUUUGAGAAAUUCUUGAAAGGUGAAGCUCCUUACAAAGACUACUACAUUAGCAAUAAGACUCAGGAAUCAUUAAAUUGGAAAGAUGAAAAAAACAAUUCACUUUGGGCUAAGGAAGGCAUUAUUGAAUACUUGCAUCAGUUCUCAGCAAGCCAUCCAGAUUUGAAUUUGAAAAAUCCAGCAGUUGUAGAUGAAAUUAAGAACAUUAUGAAAUAUUGGUUUGAGGCUGGUGUGAGUGGUUUUUACAUUCAUGAUUUGGAGUAUUUGGUGGAAGACUUAAAUGAUGUUAAUGGACAGAGCAAUACUCAAGAUACUCUUCAGUUUUUAGAAGAGUUGCGCAAGGUUGCCGAUGACUAUUCUGAUAAACCUGGUAGGGAAAGGGCUCUGUUUGGAUUUGUUCAGACGGCAGAUAGAAAUCAAACUCUUGAAUAUUGGGGUAAUGAUGAGAAAAAAAGACUGCACAUUGUCGUUCCAGAUCUAUCAAACAUAGAUCUAUCAUGCAAUUCUAAAUGUGUUAAAAAAUUGCUUGAGAACAUCUUGGAAAAGGAUAAGUGGUUAGGAUUGCAACUUACUAAUGAAAAGAGUGAUCGUGUUGCAACCAGACUGGACAAUAAAGAUGGCAAUUACAAAAAACGUUUGACAGUUGCCCAUGCUCUACAGUUGCUCAUUCAAGGCACUCCAAUAAAUUACUAUGGUGAUGAAAUUGGUCAAAGAAAUGGUGAAAAAAACUCUACAUUAAAUUUAAAUGGUAGGGAAGUUAUCAUGAGUCCUAUGCAAUGGAAUACUGACAAAUAUGCAGGUUUUUCUACCGUAGAACCAUGGUAUAGUGUCAGUACAACAUAUAAAUUGGAUAAUGUAGAUGGUGAACUUGCUCAUUUUACUACUUCAUCAUCUCUGAAACAGUUUAAAAAUCUUUUGAAGCUCAGAGAAAGGGAAUCAUUCCGCUGGGGUAAAACACAGGUUUAUGCACCAAACGAUGAUCUUUUGAUGUUUACACGCAAGGCUGAAAGAUUUCCUAGCUUUCUGGUAUUGAUUAAUACUGGUAAUUCAAGUCUUCAUGUAGCUCCAAGUAAUAUUGAAAUGGCAGAUGUCCCAAAUAUUGGACAAGUUCGCUUUCAUAGUAGGAAUGUUGAGAUUGAUCAAGAGAUAAAUAUUGCUGACUUUGCACUAAAUCUGGAACCUUUUGAAAUAGUUGUCUUUGAGUUUCCAAGUAAAGAUUAACUUGUUUUCAAAGAAUUGGUUAAAAAAAUUCUAAACAAAUUGAAAGAUUUUAAGGUCUUAUGUAGGCCAAGUUAUUUAGUAGUAUAUUUAUUGAUAUUUUAGGCACUUUAGGAAAUAAAUUAAAAUAAACAAUUAUUCAGUUAUAUGCAUAAGAAAA